Suillus subalutaceus is the source of this 567-nucleotide messenger RNA. RefSeq lists its product as uncharacterized. Lineage: Eukaryota; Fungi; Basidiomycota; Agaricomycetes; Boletales; Suillaceae. The coding region runs from base 1 to 567 and encodes 188 amino acids. Gene Ontology annotation, molecular function: protein binding. The transcript has 4 exons. The record is from RefSeq and is a predicted model, not a curated record.
AUGAAUGACCAUGUUAUCAACUGUUGUGGCAAUACCGCUCUCAAUGGCAAUUACUUGCUUGUGAGCAACCUCAAAGACAGGGUUGACAAAUAUACCAUUCCCAACCUCACACAUGUGCAGUCCUUCAACCAUGUGAUUUUGCGCAAUAUUCCUUUGCAAAUUUCUGUUGCUCGACAGUCAGGCUUACUGUUCGUUGGUGGCGAUGAUGGGUUUGCUCGGAUUUUUGAUUAUACCACAGGUGCAUACCAUGGACAGUUGGAACAUGGUAGUCGUGGCGAUUGCAUCACACCUGUAGUGUCUCACGAAGGACGCUCAAGCUGUCUUGUUGUCACUGGCACCUGCCUUCACAGGCAUAGUAGUGUGAAAGUAUGGGGGGAGAACGAUGUGAUGUUGGAGGAGCAUGCGACAUCCCUUCUAUCCUCAUCCCCAUCGACCACAGUUCAACUAGUCCGAUUUGCUAUCAUCUGCGUCCUUGUGAAUGUCCUCAUGCACACUUUGCAAUCAGGCGCCUUUUCGACGCUUUACAUGUUACUUCAACAUGCCUGCAUCCCUUUUGUUCAAUACUAG